Messenger RNA from Condylostylus longicornis, 513 nucleotides. RefSeq lists its product as uncharacterized. The coding region runs from base 53 to 421 and encodes 122 amino acids. The record is from RefSeq and is a predicted model, not a curated record. Gene Ontology annotation, molecular function: sodium channel inhibitor activity. The transcript has 3 exons. Gene Ontology annotation, cellular component: extracellular region. NCBI's taxonomy places the organism in Eukaryota, Metazoa, Arthropoda, Insecta, Diptera, Dolichopodidae.
AUUAAUUUUUCAAUUAAUUUUAAUUAAUUUAACAAUAGUUCAUAUAAAUCAAAUGAUUUUAGCUACAGAAAUUUCAGUAAAUGAAGAUAUCGAUUUAAAAUCUCAUAGCGUACCAACACUUAUAAUUUCGGAAGAUGCAGUUAAUAUUACUGAACAGCCGGUUGUUACUCAGACCACUCAAACUAAAAAACCAGUAACGAGUAGAAAACCUCCAUUUCAACCUGUUCAGAAUAUUUCUCGGGAAGAGAAAAUUAUUGUAAGAAAAUUAUCUACAAAAAGAAUGAUAAAACCUACUGCUCCUGCUAAAAUUACAUGUCAUUCAGGAAUGCAUGAUUGGUGCGAUAAAGGAUGUAAAUUGAAUGGUCGAAGUUCAGGAAAAUGUACUCAUGAGAGGAAACCAUAUUUUUGCUUGUGCUCCUAAAAUUUUUUAUUUAUAUGAAGUAUCUACAUAUUAUGUGGAAGUUAUAAAAAUUUAAAAUCUGUUGAAAAUUCUAACUUGUUAUUUAAGUUAAU